CGGCGGCGGCGGCGGAAGCGGCGAGAGACCCGGAGCCUCCCCCCGCGGCCAGGGCCCCCCCCCGGCCCCGCCCCCCGCCAGGCCCCGCCCCGCCCCCGAGCCGGGCGCCGCGCUCUUCCCAAUGUGAAUCCGGCUUCCGACUCUGUUGUGGGGGGAGAACGGUCCAAAAGCCUCAUCAGCCCCCCUGCUCCACAAGCGACCCGGAGAGACGGGUGCCCACAGAUCCCCUUCCUCUCGGAAAUCCCCCAGCGCGCUCGGACCAGCAAGCCGCUGCCGUCUUGGUUCGCUGCCGUGGGCCCAGCCUCCCACGGUGAGGGGCGUGGGGCUGUAACCAGCAGCUCAUAGGAUAACAGAAGCUAAACUCAACGCACACACACAGGGCGAUGGCUGCCGAGACGCUCAAUUUUGGACCGGAAUGGCUCCGCGCGCUGUCCGGUGGGGGGAGCGUGGCUUCCCCCCCACCCUCUCCUGCCAUGCCAAAGUACAAGCUCGCUGAGUAUCGCUACGGCAGAGAAGAGAUGCUAGCACUUUAUGUCAAAGAGAACAAGGUCCCGGAGGACCUCCAGGAUAAGGAAUUCGCUGCCAUUCUCCAGGAAGAGCCGCUGCAGCCGCUGGCCCUGGUCCCAUUAACGGAGGAGGAGCAGAGGAAUUUCUCCAUGUCUGUGAACAGCGUGGCGGUGCUGAGGCUGAUGGGAAAAGGAGGCGGAGCCGCUCCCACUGGAGUCUCCCGGGGCAGGGGCAGUACCCGGAGCCGAGGCCGGGGCCGAGGUGAGAGCGGGUUUUACCAAAGAAGUCCGGAGGAACCGGAGGGGGCAUUUGGGCGCGGGGCCCGGGAGAUCCACCGCAGCCAAAGCUGGGAUGACAGGGGCGAGCGGCGGUUCGAGAAGCCGACCCGGCGGGACGGAACCCGGGCUCCCUUCGAGGAGGGGGCCCCGCCCCCCCGCAAGGACUAUGCCCGCUCGGACAGCAACAACUGGCGGACGCUGCGGGAGGAGCAGGAGGAGGAGGAGGAGGUGGGCGGGGGUGCCGGGCCCACCCCCGCUGGGGCAGCUGCAGGGGGCAGCUGGCGGCUGAGCGGGGCCCGGCGCGAGAGCGAGCGCUGGCGGUCGGCCAGCCCAGAUGGCGCCCCCCGCUCGGCUGGCUGGCGGGAGCACCCUGAAGGCCGGCGGCGCAAGUUCGACUUCGACUUCCGGGAGCGGGAGGAGGAGCGGGGUGGGCGCCGGCACCGGGGCAGCGACAGCUUCGAGGAUGACAAGGACGGGCUGCCCGAGUGGUGCAUGGACGACGAGGACGAGGAGAUGGGCACCUUCGACUCCUCUGGCGCCUUCAUGCCCCUCAAGAAGAGCCCCAAGGAGCCAAUCCCUGAGGAGCAGGUGUUCGACUUCCAUCCAUUGCAGGAAGAUGAUGAGAGGUUGGAGGGGAAGGAGGACGCCGAGCCUGGCUCGAAGGAGGCCCCUGAGAAAGAGGCCCGGAAGGAUCCCUCGACGGCCCUGGAGGAGAAGCGAUGUUCCCCGCCUGGUGCCCCCUGGCUGUCAGGCCCCCCCUUUGCUGCUACUGUUGCCACUGCCACUAGUGAAUGUGAGAGCUCCCUGCUGGGGGGCUCGGACCCUACCGCACCCCUUGGCACCUGCGACAAGGAGCCGAAGCCUGCUGCGGAAGGGGACCCAGGCGUCCUGGGCCUCCCGUCUCAGCUCAGCCCAGGUGCGGUCUCCACCCUCCCCUCCCCUUCCUCUACCCCCAAUGCUGCUACUGAGUUCUCCAUCGGGGACACCGAGGACGAUGAUGGGAUGAAACAUCUUCAGCAGGAAGCCGAGAAGAUGGUGGCCGCGCUCCAGGAGAGCUCCAUGGACGAGGAGCGCUUCACCCAGGCCAUCCAGGAGCCUCGCAACACGGCCGCCGCUCUGCCCCUCUCCCACGAGGCCGCCAUGAAGUGGUUCUACAAGGACCCCCAGGGGGAGAUCCAAGGGCCCUUCACCACGCAGGAGAUGGCGGAGUGGUUCCAGGCCGGCUAUUUCACCAUGUCGCUGCUGGUGAAGCGAGGCUGUGACGAGGGCUUCCAGCCGCUGGGCGAGGUGAUCAAGAUGUGGGGAAGAGUGCCUUUCGCUCCAGGCCCGUCGCCGCCCCCACUGCUGGGGAACCUGGACCAGGAACGGCUGAAGAAGCAGCAGGAGCUGGCCGCGGCUGCCCUCUACCACCAGCUUCAGCAUCAGCAGUUCCUGCAGCUCAUCAACAGGCACCUGCCCGACAGGCCACAGUUUGCCCAGUGUGCGCUGCAGCAGAAGCUGGCGGCCGGGGACCUGACCCAGCAGCAGCUCACGGCUUUCCUGCAGCAGCUGCAGGCUCUGAAACCCCGAGCUGGGGAGCAGAACCUGAUCCCGGCGAUGAACCGAUCCAUGUCCGUGCCAGACACAGGGUCCCUGUGGGACACGCAUACCUCAGCCUCACAGCCCGCAGGCGGUGAGGCCAGUCUGUGGGAAAUACCAAUGACUUCUUCAACUCAGGGUCCAAUCUUGGAACAACUGCAACGGCAACAGAAACUCCAGGAGCGCCGCGACGCGGAACUCAGGGCUAAGAGGGAGGAGGAGGAACGCAAGCGGCGCGAAGAGAAGCGGCGCCAGGAGGAGCAGAAGCGGCGCGAGGAGGAGGAGCUGUAUCGGCGCAAACAGUGCCGGCAGCAGGAGCUGGUGCUGAAGCUGCUGCAGGCGCAGAGCGCGGUGCCCUGGGGGGGGCUGGCCAAGCCCCCCGGGGGCAUGAAGGCCCUGCUGGAGCUGCAGGAGAGCGAGCGGCAGCUGCAGAAGCAGCAGCGGGUGCAGCAGAGAGCGCACGGGGGGCUCGGCAUCAACAGCCCCUCGCAGUGGGGCGCCGACUCCAGCCAGCUGUGGAGCAGCCAUGAGAAGAACAGCCUAUGGGACGAUGGUGUCAAGAAUGUGAGGAGCCUGGGUCUGAAGAGCAGCCGCAGCAGCCCCUCCCUCGGGGACAGCUACGGGGGGCCGGGCCGGCAGAGCCGGAAGAAGACGGAUGAGGAGGAAAAGCUGCUCAAACUGCUGCAGGGGAUCCACAAGCCCCAGGACGGCUUCACGCAGUGGUGCGAGCAGAUGCUGCACGUCCUGAACAGCUGCAGCAACCUCGACGUCCCCACGGUGGUGGCGUUCCUGAAGGAGGUGGAGUCCCCCUAUGACGUGCACGACUUCAUCCGCUCCUACCUGGGUGACACCCCGGAAGCCAAAGAGUUUGCCAAGCAGUUCCUGGAGCGCCGCGCCAAGCAGAAAGCCAGCCAGCAGCGCCAGCAGCAGCAGGAAGCCUCCUGGCUCAGCUCCGGCAACCUGCCCUCCCCGUUCCCGGCCAACCAUGGCACCAAACAGCCGCCCUUCGAGGGCAGCCAGCCAGUGAAGAUCAAGAGGAGACCGGUCAUGCUGCACGCUGACCCCAGCAUCCUGGGCUAUUCGCUGCAUGGCCCGUCAGGCGAGGUGGAAAGCAUUGACGACUACUGAGGUCUCGUAGCAAUAGGAACUCUGCUGCCUUCUUAACCGAUUCAGUCUUACCUGAAUGUGCACUGCGAAAGGAUGAGGCGGCUGUGCUGCACCCUCCCCUUUCUUCCGCCCCGCCCCCCCGGUGAGCGGGGGGCAUUGUGGCUGGCGGGGGGGGCGGGGCAGCGCGUGCGCUCAGAUCGGGGGCGCCGGCGACCCGCCUUCGGAAGAGGAGUAUGUGUGAGCACUUCUUUCUCCAACACACGAAGCACCUUAAAAUGCAACCCGCUGAUGCACUUUAUCGAGACUUUUUACAAAGAACUGAUUAAAAAAAAAAAAGGAAAAAAAAUGGAUUUUUUUUGUUGAUUCUGGAGGAAAUUUUUAUAAAGAAACUUUAAAAACAAAACAAAAAAAUCGCUCUAGGAAACACUGUUAUUUUCACAUGGGACGAGGAGAGACGUGAAAAUUCGAGAAGGGGAAAAGAGAAGAUUUCAUAAAAACAAAAAACCCCCACAAAAAUAGCAAAACUUGAAGAAAUGCACUUAUUGCCCGGCCCACUUGUCGCGAGCUGGCCUGGUUCUGUCUCGCACUGCAGGGCCGGAUGUAAAUAUUUCUAUAUACACAGCUCGACACGGGAGAUUUGCUCUCGCCAUGUUUGUUUUUUCUGUUUUUGGAAGAGAACUUGCGUUUUUUGUUUUUUUUUUGAAAGUUGCACAACCGUGAAACAACCGACUUGCCCCUCCCGUUGGUUCCCUCGUGGUGCCUGGCUGCAACGGAGCUGGCCUGGGAGGAGUGGGGCAGAAUGCCAACGCUAAUGACGGCAGCCGACUCUGGUCCCUGGAGCCGGGUGCUGCUCCCGCUACUCACCUGGCUCAGGGAGAGCUCCUAACAGGCAAAGCUCUCCUGGCUUCCUGCCAGUUCCUGUCCCCUGUUACGAUCAGACGUCUCGGAGCUCCCCCGUUACGGGCUCAUCAGACGUCUCGGAGCUCCCCCGUUACGGGCUCAUCAGACGUCUCGGAGCUCCCCCGUUACGGGCUCAUCAGACGUCUCCCCUCGCUUCCUACAAGCUCCCUGCAUCAAGCUCCGCCUCCCCGGCUGGAUUUCCUCUACAAGCUCCGCCUCCGCAGCUGGAUAUUUCCCCACAAGCUCCGCCCCAUGAAGCCAGUCUCCUGUGAAUGAACGGCCUCCUCUCUGCCCCGCUGUGGAUUACGCUGCCCAGUUGAUAAGAAGAUGAUUUCUUCUUGCCCAUGGUUUUUUUGGGGGGGGGGGGGGGGUUGAGGCCCUUUUUUUUAUUAAGCUCUCUGGGCUUCUCGUUUAUUUAGCCUUUCCCGCGCCCCGUUAGACGUGUGCCCCCAUCCCAGUGGCCCUUGGUUGGGGCCGGGGUUUGUUUGUUGGUUUGUUUUUUUUUUGUUUGUUUGUUUUUUUUUGAUGGUGGAGCAUUUUUGUGCGUGUGGCGGGUGGGGGGGCUUCACCCUGCCCCGCACUCAUUGUUGAAUGUAUCUUUGGACAAGAAUUGGAAAGACGAAAUCCGCCAGCCCCUCCCAGCACCCGGCUGGGGCGGCUUAGACCCAAGUAAAUAAAGCUCCGGUCACACACUCUCGAGAUACACAUAUAUAUAUAUAUUUUUUAAAAAACGAGAAACAGUUGGAUUUUCUGUGACCGAUCCCCACCCGCAGAGGUGAGAAAUUUCUCUCUCAAUAAUGCAGCUGUACAGAUUUUGGAGGGGAGGGAGAAACCGUUGGUUCGUUUGUUUUUCGUUUUUUAAAUUUGGGCUUGAAUAUUUUUUUUUUAAUUGCGCGUAUGGAUCUGUUGUUUCUUUGUUUACAGCCCGUCUCUGGGGCCUUGUGUCUCAUGGGACGGUUGCCACUACACAGGGUACCUUUCCAAGUCGAAAUCUUCCCGAGGAGGAGACGUUUUUAUUUUAUCCCCCCACCCCCACCAGUUAUCCCAUUGGAAAUCAGUGUGCAGGAGCAGGGAAGUUCUCCCAGCCUUCGCGUGAGACGACAUGAAGAUUUUCCCCCUUUGCGGCAAGCCAGGAACUGCGCCGUGAACCCCGCGUGGAAGAUGUCACGCCGAACGGCCAGACUUAGUUUCUUUUUUGUGUUCUUCCUCCCCCUGCCCCUGGAUUGUUGUUUUGUUUUGUUUUUUUUCAAACCAGUGCAGCUUUUGGGGUUAACUCCCCCCAGCCCAUUGGGUUUCCGUUUGUUGUUUAACGUUUGUGGUUUAUGAAUUUUUCAAUCGACCAAAUGGCAAAGACACUUGUUUUUUUUUUUUUUUAAAUUUUUGAGAUUAUGUUGAAAGUUGGGGUUGGUUUAUUUUUUGGCCAGGGACCUCUUUGGUUUUGGUAGGCCCUACAACAAAUACUGUGAGGUUCCAUGGUUACUGUGUUAGCGGGGAUAGGGGGUCACUCUGCCUCCUUCCCCCACCUCUCCUUCGCUCGGUCAAUGGAUCAAAGGACACAAGAUUUGGAUGUGACCUGAUCUGGUUUUUCACCCCCUUUGCCCCGUCAGUCAGUAUUGGCCUGUAGUGGCCUCCACGCGGUCUGCGUGCAAUAGGCCGACAAAGGAUUUACCCCCCACCCGUUUGCUGUGUCACAGAACCCCGCGGCGCCAGUGGGGUCGAUUGAAUCUCCACCCACAGGCGAGGGUCUGGCGCCUCGGGCCAGCGAGGGUCCCGGGGGGAACCAACGAGCUGACAGUUUCCCGGAUCCGGCUGGGAGCACCCCUUGGGGCAGCGGGGGACAAUCUGAUGCCCCGGGAUCUCCAGCUAACCUCAAUCCUAGGCUGCCCCCCUGGACCAGGCUCAGGUGGGGGGCAACCAGCUCUCACCGCGCCCACGUUCAUGUUUGAAUUUGCCACAAGAAUGUAUUUGGUGAUUCGUCGCUCUCGGACCUUUCCAGCUAAGGGCUGUCUCGCCGGUUCGCUUCUCCCCGGCUAUCCAGCAGGGUGGAGGGGCAUUUACACCCCCCUCGAGCACUCUGACUCUACAGGGGUCAGGCUGAACCGUAUCCUCUGGCCCCACAGUGGAGACUGGCCGCCGGAAGGACGUUUUCUAUCCACCGUGGGGGCGUUUCCCUGGCCGCACGGGUUCCUGCAAAAUUUGCCUUAUCUCCAUAUUGGUUGUUGGGUUUUUUUUCCGAAGAAAAGGGAAACCGAGCCCGCGGCCGGGGCAGUAUUAGCCCGGUGGCCAGCCGCCGGGCCGGGCCGGAAGUGGGUUUUCUAACUAGCAAUAACGAACUGAACUCGGUCGCUUUCCACCCGCCGCGGGGGGCCGGGCGUCGAGCCGUUCCAACGCGCAUCUGCCCGCCGGACUCAUGGGAACCCCCCCCUGGAUUUCUCAAGCUGCCCGGCGGGGUCAAGCCAGGGGGAGGAACCCCCUGGUUUUUGUGUGUGUGUGUCUUGCCCGCGGGAAUUAAAGUUUGUAGAUAUUCCCCGCC
Dermochelys coriacea (leatherback sea turtle) is the source of this 6903-nucleotide messenger RNA. It is a transcript of the gene GIGYF1, whose product is annotated as GRB10 interacting GYF protein 1. The transcript is spliced from 27 exons. Gene Ontology annotation, molecular function: protein binding. The record is from RefSeq and is a predicted model, not a curated record. Gene Ontology annotation, biological process: insulin-like growth factor receptor signaling pathway. The coding region runs from base 384 to 3491 and encodes 1035 amino acids. NCBI's taxonomy places the organism in Eukaryota, Metazoa, Chordata, Testudines, Dermochelyidae.